Phialemonium atrogriseum is the source of this 1371-nucleotide messenger RNA. Its product is annotated as chromosome segregation protein Csm1/Pcs1-domain-containing protein. Gene Ontology annotation, cellular component: monopolin complex; mitotic spindle; chromosome, centromeric core domain. The transcript has 2 exons. NCBI's taxonomy places the organism in Eukaryota, Fungi, Ascomycota, Sordariomycetes, Cephalothecales, Cephalothecaceae. The record is from RefSeq and is a predicted model, not a curated record. Gene Ontology annotation, molecular function: microtubule site clamp; protein binding. Bases 1 to 1371 code for a protein of 456 amino acids. Gene Ontology annotation, biological process: meiotic sister chromatid segregation; attachment of mitotic spindle microtubules to kinetochore.
AUGCCCGCCACCAAAAAGGCGCGUGGUCGCCCUGCUGCGGCGAACAAGGUGACCAAGCCCGCCCAGAAGACAUCGGCACGUCGCACAAGCGGACGUCUCGCAGCUGCCAUCGAACAGUCCGAAGACCGGGCUGCGCUCACCGAGAAGUCGAGCAACCGGCAACCCAAGGCUCCAGCAAAAGGGCGCAAUGGCGCCGCCGCUAGCAAAGACGCCGCUCCCGAGGACGACGCUGCUCGAGAAACCCCACCGGCUGGCGAGGCCGUCAGAGCGAAGGCAGCACGCGGCCGGCCGAAGAAGGCGGCCCAGGAGGAAUUGGCCGAGGAGGACGCCGAGCCCGCGAGGCCGGUUGCCAAAAGAGGGCGGAAAAAGGCAGCGCCGGAGAGGGAGGAGGUCGAGAUCCCUGAGACCCAGCAACCGGACCCGGAAGCAGAGCUUUCAUCCAUGGAUCUGGAUCUCGAGGAGAGCGAGCAAGUCGAGGACCUACCCAUGCACGAUUCUCCGGAUGUUCCCCUUAGCUCUCGCCCGUCCAGCCACGUGCCCUUCAGCGCGACGCGCCGGCCUGCCUCUGGGUUGCCCUCGUUCGACGCCGGCGACCCGACGCUGAGGCGUCGCCUGGGCGAGCUGACCAAGAAGUACGAGACCUUGGAGGCGAGGUACCGGGAUCUGAGAGACGUGGCCGUCAGGGAGGCGGAGCGCAACUUCGACAGGCUCAAGAAGCAGUCGGAGGAGAGGGCUUCCACGGCGAACCAGCUCAUCGCCAGCCUGAAGGCCGAGCUCGCGGCCCAGAAGGAACUGGCGAAGGAGGGCCAAAAGUUCAAGAGCCAGCUGGAGACGAGCGAGUCGCGAGUCGACAGCCUGCAGACGAAAGUCACGGAGCUCACGGGUUCCCUCUCGGAAUCCAAGACCGAGAUCAAGUCACUCUCCAUGAAGCUGGCUGCGUCGAGGACGGCGGAAGCAACUGCCGCCGCCAGGACCCCGGGCAGCGCCAUCAAGGCCGGAAAUGGCGUCCGGCCCAACGAGGCGAUCCAUCAGGCCACCCAGAUGCAGAUGAAGGGGGAUCUGUAUGGCGACCUCACCGGCCUGAUCGUGAGGGCCGUCAAGAAGGAGGGCGGCGAGGACGUGUUUGAUUGCAUCCAGACGGGACGUAACGGGACACUGCACUUCAAGCUCGCCGUCGGUAGCGACGCGGCGGCGGAGAACUACGACGAGGCCCAGUACCUGUAUAUGCCGCAGCUCGACCCCGGCAGGGACAGAGAGCUCGUCCAGCUGCUGCCCAACUACCUGGUAGAGGAGAUCACCUUCCCCCGCGCGCACGCGGCAAAGUUCUACGCCCGCGUCAUCAAGUCGCUUUCUGAGCGUCCUGACGAGUGA